AUAAUGAUCCCCAGGAAAAGAAGAAGAAAAGACUUUGCAUCAGUAGAGAAGGAACAAAAAGAGUUUCACGGUCUGUAUAAUCAGGGAGCAACAUGUUACCUCAACAGUGUUCUGCAGGUUCUCUUCAUGACAACUGAGAUUCACAACAGCUUGGAUCAAAACUCCGAUACAGAUAAGGAGCUGAGAAACCUCUUUGAAAAACUGGAGACAGAACCAUGUAGGACAGUAGACAUCACAAACAGUUUUGACAUUACAGACGUGCAUCAACAACGUGAUGCUGCUGAAUGCCUGGAAAUGAUUUUACACAAAGUCAGCCCACAGGCCUCCCAGGUUUUCAAAGGACAGCUGAAAUACUCGACAACAUGCACCAAAGGCCACAACCUCAACACAGAGACGAAUCCAUUUCUGACUCUUCCACUGUCACUGAAGGAUGCUAACAAUUCAACCUUCAGUGUGGAGCGUGGCUUUGACAACGUUUUCCGGACAAAAUCCUUCAUCAGAGACAACCUGGUGUACUGUGAGCAAUGUGGAAAGAAAACAGAGGCCAACAGAGAAUGUGAGAUGCUGGAAUUUCCUCGUAUUCUGGUUCUACUUCUGAAGAGAUUUGACUUUGACAACAACACCAUGUCACAUUUCAAAUCAGACCGCACGAACAAGAAGUACAAACUGUGUGGGAUUGUGAAUCACAUGGGCAGCCUUAAAGGAGGACACUACACAGCCACCAUCCUGUCCAAAGAGGACAACACCUGGUAUAAGUUUAAUGACAGUCACGUCAGAAAGCUUGAAGAACAACCAUUUGCAAACUCUCAGACUUACAAGUAUGUUCAGUGA
Messenger RNA from Labrus bergylta (ballan wrasse), 831 nucleotides. The record is from RefSeq and is a predicted model, not a curated record. Lineage: Eukaryota; Metazoa; Chordata; Actinopteri; Labriformes; Labridae.